This is a messenger RNA of Prunus dulcis (almond), 1669 nucleotides long. Its product is annotated as chloroplast envelope quinone oxidoreductase homolog. The coding region runs from base 363 to 1370 and encodes 335 amino acids. Gene Ontology annotation, molecular function: oxidoreductase activity. The transcript has 5 exons. NCBI's taxonomy places the organism in Eukaryota, Viridiplantae, Streptophyta, Magnoliopsida, Rosales, Rosaceae. The record is from RefSeq and is a predicted model, not a curated record.
UCCAAAUUCAUACAAAGAUCAAGGGAGAGGUGUUGCUGAAAUUGGAGGUGGCUAGUCAAAAGUCAACCCCAUUUGAUUGGAAUGGAAAGUUUGAGAAAGGUAUGCCGUGGACUUUGUUGCCUCGCACCAAUUUUCACACGUACCUCAUGUGACAGCCACUCGCACUUUUGUGGAGCUCGUAGCCUUGACUUGGUCAAGACCUCAGAAGGAGCAAGCAGCUCUACAGGAGAAGAGUCCAUCUCCAUUUGGUCCAAAAUAUGAUGCUGUGAUGUGAUCCAUUCGGCAUUCCUUUGUCAACUUUUCAGCCUAAUUUGAGUGCCACUGGAUCUUUCCUUUCUCGUUUGUCUCUGCUGACUCAGGGUAUGACAUUGGCAGCCAUGGCGACAAAGCUUAUGCGUGCGGUUCAGUACAACAGCUAUGGUGGAGGAGCUUCUGGUUUAAAGCAUGUAGAGGUUCCAGUGCCCACUCCAAAGAAAGGUGAGAUCUUGCUGAAAUUGGAAGCAGCUACUAUAAACCCGGUUGAUUGGAGAAUUCAGAAAGGCAAGAUACGGCCUUUUUUUCCACCCAAAUUCCCUCAUAUACCUGCUACUGAUGUUGCUGGAGAGGUUGUAGAAGUUGGAAAAGGGGUCCAAAAGUUCAAACCGGGCGACAAAGUUGUGGCAUAUCUCACCCUCGCUAAUGGAGGUGGACUGGCUGAGUUUGUCACAGCUAGUGAGAGAUUGACAGUUGCCAGGCCACCUGAAGUUUCAGCAGCUCAAGGUGCAGGCUUACCUAUUGCUGGUCUCACAGCUCUCCAGGCUCUCACCCAAGCUGCAGGGCUUAAUCUCGACGGAAGUGGCCAGAAAAAGAACAUCUUGAUUACUGCUGCCUCUGGUGGUGUGGGUCAGUAUGCAGUCCAACUAGCAAAGCUCGGAAACACUCAUGUUACAGCCACAUGCGGUGCUCGUAACAUCGAAUUUAUCAAGAGCUUGGGGGCAGAUGAGGUUCUUGACUACAAGACCCCAGAAGGAGCAGCUCUGAUUAGCCCAUCUGGUAGGAAAUAUGACAUCGCUGUCCAUUGUGCAAUAACGGGCAUUCCCUGGUCAACUUUCAAGCCUAAUUUGAGCGCCAACGGGAAGGUUAUAAACAUUACUCCCGGUCCACGUACCUGGGCUACUAUUGCUCAGAACAAACUCACCUUCUCCAAGAAGCAGCUGGUGCCACUGCUCACGAGUGCUAAGAGUGAGAACCUUGAUUAUCUUGUCAAGUUAGUCAAGGAAGGAAAGCUCAAGACAGUGAUCGACUCUAAGCACCCUCUAAGCAAGGCUGAAGAUGCUUGGGCUAAGAGUAUUGAUGGACAUGCAACUGGGAAGAUAAUCGUGGAGCCUUAAGUAGAAAACUAUUGUGGGAUAUAAACUUCAUGUCUUUAAUGGGAGUCGUUUGUUCUUUGGUCGAAAUAAUGGAAGUCGUUCGAUACAGAUGGUUAUGUGCAAUUAAUGGGGUAAUUAUACAAUUUUGGUCGUUGGGAUUUGAUGGAUAUGAUAGAGAGGUUAGGAUGGGGUGGUUUUGUCUUUUUCUUGUUGUCUUGUUUUAAUUUUAUAUAUUUGAUUUAAAAAAUUUAUUUAAUGUUUAGGACAAUAAAGCUCCUACCAAACUAACGGAAUUGAAGGCUUUGACUUGAUUUGUUAAC